AUGGCCACUGCACGUCCGUAUGGGGAGCAGCCUCCGGCAGCGGCUGUAGCUGCUGCUCCCCAGCAACAAUAUUCGCCCUCUACGGUCCCUUCUGCAGCUUUAGGCUUGUCCAAUGUUAUGCGCUUCUGGCUGCCGAACCCUGGUGCCCACGGCUCGGGUGCCAGCCUGAGUCCCGGAUUUUUCUCUACCCAGAGGCAAUUUCACCUUCCCACUUCCUCUCCCUCCAUGAAAACCCAGACAAUAAAACCCCAAAACCACAGAUCGCAAGUAGAUCUUUGCUACUCUUCGCGUGUUCCGCAAGCCUCACCAGUGGAAUCUGUUAGGACAGCAGCUCUCACCCCUGACUCACACUCACACCACGACGAACGACUGUCCAAUCCGCAUGCUGUUUGGCGGUCAGUGACCCCUUCCGCGCAUUUGUACAACGGCUAUAGGCCCAGACCAGUGGCGCCGAGGCGCUCGGUAAGCGUGGGGUCAAGAGGGAUAGUAACUGUAGAGGGCAGGGUGGAGGAACCGCGUGCCCCCGAGAACUCCGUCCAGCAGCAGCAGAAUUUGCGCAGGGUACCUGCAAGGUUUUAUCAAGAAGUUUGGGGCCAGCCCGUUCUGAGGCCACAGCGGGCAGCCAACGAGUAUCAACAGCGUUGGCGUUGCCCAUCAGUUCAACUGCUGCAGCGAGACUCAGCACAGCUACCAAACCCUUCAGCCUUAGGAGUCUCUGCCCUGCAGCCUCGCCUCCACACCAAAUACGCCGGAGGAGCUGUUAUACAGGCUCCUGGCUCUCAACACACGGCAUCUUGGCAGAGACCUCUCUCAUCGCCCGAAAGGCUUGCACGCAGGCUAUCUCCUAAGCCACACGGGAUUCACACGUGGAGGCCUCUUUCUGUGCCUCCCCAGAGUUCUGGAGGCCCCCGCUGCGCAGAUGCCGUUACUUCACGGGCCGAUGUAGGGGCUCACCAGUACGAUGUACGAGUCAGGCAACCCCCGAUGAUGCGAGGAAAUGGAGGACAAGAGCAUCUUUCGGCUGCCUCGGGCAGCCUAGUGGUGCAGGGGCAGCGAAAAGUAUGCCGGUCUGUGAGCACACCACCCCUCAUCCAACGUCAGUUCCCUGACCUUGCCAGUCGUCUCUGGUCCUUUUUUCGGGCAGGGCAAGAACCUCAGGAGCGAGAAUCCCCGAAGGCGCAAGCUGUAGAUAAGAGGCUUCAGUGUACCAGCAACAGAAGCAGGGAUCCCCUGGUGCCCUCAACAGUGGAUUGGGCCUAUAAACGGCAAGGAGCUCAGCACCACUUGGCGCAGGCGGGUAUGUUCACUGGGGCAGACUCGCAACCAUUGCACCAGGUGCAGCCUAAGUCGCAGCCAGGGCAACGACCGUCUUCUCCCCACGUGCAGCUGAUUCAGAACUCCCGGCAGAAGCCCACUGUGACCUUUGCGCCCAUAAAUCAAGCAAGGGCCCCCAUGCAGAACCAACCGCAGUGGACAAAAGAGCAGGAAACGAAGGCUGGUGAGUGGAGUCCCGACGUGCAGAAGGUAGAGAAAGCUUGCCAGGGGAGAAGCGCAACCCAGCAGGAAGCAGUGGCAAUGCAGAUGCAAGCUGCGUUACAGCACCGCACGCAGCUAAAGGGGCCCUCGGCCCAAGUGAAGCAGGUCUUGUCCUCGCAGCAGCAACGAGACCAGUUCCUCUGGCAGCAGCACCAGCUGCUGCAGAAGCAAAGAGAGGUGCUGCAGCAACAAAAAGAGAAAUUAAUGCAGCAACAGGCAUGCUGGCAGCAGCAAAGACAGAGGACUCUGCCACAAAAAGAGGCAGGGGCCUCGGGCCAUCCACAAGCGCCCCCAAUACGACUGGAGCGAGAUACUUCUGUAGAAAGCUGUUCAACAAGUUGCGGGGUUGACAUAGCUAGAGGUUCACCCUCAAAAGUAUCAACAGAGCUACAGGGGUCCUCUUCUUUUGCCAGGAGCUCUGGUGUAGCAGGUUCUGCCACAGCUGUAAGAGAAAACGGGAAGGUCAGCUUCACCAUGGUAGGCGGCAGCAUGGAGCAGCGUAUGCAGCUGAAAUGCGAGGUCAUCGGACACCAUGGUGUUGCUCUUGCUGAGCCUACGCUUAGCAGCGGAUUAUCGAGCAUACGGAAGCACCAACAACAUCAACCAUCUGAAGUUGCAGACUUCGGGUGCACUAGGGACAGGACAGAAGGUGCUUUGGCCAAACAACAGCAGUCGCAAACGCACCUCAUGGCUACUCCACGGAAAGUUGUCAAGGACCCAAAAGAGGGCACCCAAACGGCUACUUUAGGGUGUUCAGCAACGGCUACUCAAGGACCAGCCGAACAGGAAGGGUCAUGCAGUCCUGUAGCUGGGACAGACACACUGGUUUUAACAGAUACUGGGGAUGUUCUGAAUAGAGAGCUUCAGGCAGAGCGAAGAGAGCAAGAGCCUUUCCCGCAGCACCCUCAAGUUUCACGCAGGUGUAAGUUGAGGCGACGCGACCAAGACUGCUACAAAGUGGGGCCCCACGAUCUACUUCCCGUGGGGCCCCUGAUAGCGGCUAUCUGUUCUCUUGGGGAAAGUGGAAAAGAAGAGGGCGAACGCGCUACUGCAGAUGAAUGCACAGAGGAUAUAAGUUAUAUUGAAGCGUAUCUCCCGAUCAAGUCACUGUCUGAGUUGGAGAGUGUAGAGAAGGGCCAGGAAGCAGAAGAUCUGCUGGACCUGCGAAGAGACGUGGUGGGUUGCGGGACCUACGGAGUAGUGCGGAAGUUGAGGCACAAAAAGGGUGGAUUUGUAGUGGCCGUAAAGAGCAUUCAGAAGGAAACUGUGGUGCGAGCGGGCAUGGUGGACCAAGUGGAGUUUGAGCUGUACGUACAGCGGGACCUGCUCAGGCAUCAGAAUGUAUUACGCUGCUUCUCUUGUGUCGAAGACGCAGAGUACUUGCACAUGAUAUUAGGAUAUUGCGAUCAGGGGGAUCUGUACAGGCGGAUUCGAAAGCAGCCAAACCGUCGAUUUUCAGAGCUUGAAGCGUUCUGCUUCUUCGCUCAGCUGAUAAACGGUCUGCAGUGCGUACACUCCAGCGGAGUAAUUCACAGAGAUCUGAAGCUCGAGAACUUGUUGCUCACAAAAGGAUAUGUAUUGAAGAUUGCAGACUUUGGCUGGUGCGGGUCUGUCGUUGGGCAGAACCGAAGCUUCAGCUUCUGUGGUACUCUCGACUACCUCGCCCCAGAAAUGGUCAAGGGUCAGGGGCAUGACUGGCGAGUUGACUUGUGGAGCCUUGGGGUACUGCUUUAUGAGUUGCUAGACGGGCGGCCACCCUUCCAGUCGACGCGGCAUUUCGAGCUAGUGCAGCGAAUUGUCACUGUGGACAUCAGAAUGCCUUGCCACGUGAGCAGUGACGCCGCUGAUCUAAUCAGGAAACUGUUAAAAUACGACCCAAGUGAAAGAUUACCACUAAUUGAUGUUGCACAGCACCCCUGGGUGCAUCGCAUGUGGAAGGAGCUGCAGCUACAUCUGCUGCAGAGGGAUCCUUCAGUCGACAUAGAGGCUUUGUUGCCUGCUAUCGCCUCUCCCUGGCCCUCGUCGGAGCUGUUGUACAGCGGUGCUCCCCAUCAUGAUCCUCGUUGUCAUAUAGCAGCAGAGGCAGCUGGCGCAUGUGGCAAACAUUCAACGGCCAAAGGGUUCGAAGGAGUAGGCAGGAGCAGUGCUACAAGGAAUGCCAUAAGGUCCCCUGUGGUUCCCAUUAAAAUGCAACUUACAGACAAAGGGACACACCUGCCUCCUCUCAGCGGCCGGAGAGGCCCCAACAGUGUGUAUCACGAGUGUCUCCCCAGUGAGCGGUCGCUCAUAUCUCUAUCCACAGAGCGGAUGGGGAGAAAAAGGACUUCAAUCGUUAGAAACGGUUAUGCCUCCCUCAACCACCACCCACGGCGUCGUACGCUUCCCAAGCCGACGACAAGUGCCACCCAGUCCAGAGCCAUUCGAAGCACUAGCAAAGCCCUUGGCAGCGCCACAGCCAGACAGCUACCGACUUCGCGAUAUCCGGAAAGCGCAGAGACCGCACCUGCAAACUCUAGCGCAAAGAAAAGUCCACUGAAGCGCCCUUCUUGCGCUGCGCAAAGGCAAAGGGGACGCAACACUCCUCUUCUUGACCAGUCUUUUGACUUACAAAGUGCCGCGGAGACGGCAGACACCUGCGAUGCGAGUGCUUUGACUACCGAGGCGAACACAUGUCACGCAUUGCACACAACUGUUGAUGGCGCUACAGAUCAGCAGGAAACAAUUUCAUGUAAGCUCCUCCCUCCAGGAGACGAUUCGACGACCAGAGAUGAUCGGCCUCGUCAGGUGCCGAUAACAGAACUCCACACCGGAGCACAUUCUCGAAGGGACGCAUCCUUAGCACCAAGCAUUCUGAACAUCCCUCUGCCGGCUAGUGCAACCUUUGAUCAGGAAUCACUGCCAAAGUCAGCGGCAGAGCAAAAGCUUGUUGCGCUAUCAUUGUCCGCUGAUGUAAUCCAAACAUCCGCUAGUACUACCGACGCCACAGCACUACCAAGCCUUAAGAAAGUGCGCAGCGCCUCCACCAGGCCCCGAGGCUGUGGGUCUGGUGGUGCAGUGCUGCGAAUGCAGUCAACUCCCCACAAGGCUCCGGAGGCACCCGCCACGUGCGACUUGUAUCGGGGAGUGAAGGACUGCCAUGGCCAGCAGGGAAUGGGUCCUGGUUCGAACCAUCUCGGGCUUGUACAGAAAAUUUGCAAAGGCACAACUUUGACGCCUCAUGGGAGAACACAAGGGGUAGCCCAUUUGGAUCCAUUCCACACCCAGAAGCCGUGGCCAUCCAUGGCCACGGCUACAAGUGGAUUGAGCGUCAUGCGGCCGUCGUGCUUGACAAGCAGCCCAAGUCAACAUUCUCAGUGGCAUCCAGCUGUGGCGGUGAUGCGGCCUGCUCUGCCGGGACGUACGCAUCAGUGGCGUUUAGAGCAAAUGGUGCACCCCAGCAGUCUAUCUAGGUUGCAACAGUUUGAAAGUCUUCCAAGCAGCGAUUCUACAGGAAAUCUGCAUUACCCACACUUGCCGAAAUACUCUGCAGGUGGCUUACAUCAAACACUGCAAAUGGGGGACAGAUCCCGACCUCAGCUCCACAUGGCCUUUCAGCCUACGUCAACGCAAAAGCAACGCCUGGUGGAUUUAGUGGCGGAUUCUCCUCCAGGAAGACGGUUUUACAGCCCUCCGUCCAAUGGACUCCUCUCUUGGGCCCAGCAGCAACCAAAGCAGACCCCAAGUCCCCUUGCAAAACGGCAACCCUGUGUUUAUGGAAUGGAGAAGAAUGUCAUACCUGGACUGCCUGUGGUCGUUGGAAUACAGAACCCUACCAGCCCAAAGUUCUUGAGCAACCCGACAUCAUUAUUCAACUAG
Messenger RNA from Cyclospora cayetanensis, 5391 nucleotides. RefSeq lists its product as uncharacterized. Lineage: Eukaryota; Apicomplexa; Conoidasida; Eucoccidiorida; Eimeriidae. The record is from RefSeq and is a predicted model, not a curated record. Gene Ontology annotation, molecular function: protein kinase activity; ATP binding. The transcript has 5 exons. The coding region runs from base 1 to 5391 and encodes 1796 amino acids. Gene Ontology annotation, biological process: protein phosphorylation.